UUUUCACAGUUUUGCUUAGACGAAAAAACACUAGCCGAGGCGCCUGCAAGUCGCCGCUGCCAGGGGAGGGCCAGGGAAGUCCGCGGGUUCCGUGAGUCCUGCGCGCUGGCGGCGUCUGGCCACCUACGACCGACCCACGUAGAACCUCGGCUGCGGUUCUUGCGCGACGCUCCCCGGUUCUCGCUACCUCUUAGGGGUCGGAGUCCCGCGGCCUGCGCAGCCCGGCUCUCAGCUAACAGGAAGAAAGGGCACGACCUCAAACUGGCGAGUUGCACUCAAGCUGAGGGAAGCAGACGGAAAUCCAGGGUUCCACUGGUAAGAAGGCCACUGCCGGUGGAAUGGCCAACCUGCAGGAGGCCAAUGGAAGCACAGCGUGGCCACCGCCCCCAGCAUCCAAUAUCAGUGAGCCCCACCAAUGCCUGCUGCUGCUGUAUGAGGAUAUCGGCUCCUCCAGGGUCCGGUACUGGGACCUCCUGCUGCUCAUUCCCAAUGUGCUCUUCUUCAUCUUCCUGCUCUGGAAGCUUCCCUUAGCUCGGGCCAAGAUCCGUGUCACCUCCAGCCCCAUUUUUAUUACCUUCUACAUCUUGGUGUUUGUGGUAGCCCUGGUUGGCAUUGCCAGGGCUGUGGUUUCUAUGACAGUCAGUGCCUCUGAUGCUGCGACAGUUGCUGAUAAGAUCCUGUGGGAGAUCACCCGCUUCUUCCUGCUGGCCAUUGAGCUGAGUGUGGUCAUCCUGGGCCUUGCCUUUGGUCACCUAGAGAGCAAGUCCAGCAUCAAGCGGGUACUGGCUAUCACCACAGUACUGUCUCUGGCCUACUCAGUCACCCAGGGGACUCUGGAGAUCCUGUACCCUGACUCCCAUCUGUCAGCUGAGGAUUUCAACAUCUAUGGCCAUGGUGGCCGCCAGUUCUGGCUUGUCAGCUCUUGCUUCUUUUUCCUGGUCUACUCACUGGUGGUAAUUCUCCCCAAGACCCCGCUGAAGGAUCGUGUAUCCCUGCCCUCACGGAGGAGUUUCUACGUGUAUGCAGGCAUCCUGGCCACACUUAACUUACUGCAGGGUUUGGGGAGUGCUCUGCUCUGCGCUGACAUCACUGAGGGGCUCUGCUGUGUGGACGCCACCACCUUCCUGUACUUCAGCUUCUUUGCGCCCCUCAUCUAUGUGGCCUUCCUCCGUGGCUUCUUCGGCUCAGAGCCCAAGAUCCUUUUCUCUUACAAAUGCCAAGUGGAUGAGGCAGAGGAGCCAGACAUGCACCUGCCACAACCCUACGCCGUGGCCCGGCGCGAGGGCAUCGAGUCCGCAGGACCCUCGGGAGUCUCAGCAGCCAACUACUCCAGCACGCAGUUCGACUCUGCUGGGGUGGCCUACUUAGAUGACAUUGCCUCCAUGCCCUGCCACACGGGCAGCAUCAACAGCACAGACAGUGAGCGUUGGAAAGCUAUCAAUGCCUGAGUGGGCACCUGAGCGUGUAAAGACAGACGGGCUUCUAGGUGCAGUGGAGUGCUGUGGAGGAACUCAUGUGGAUAGCCCUGGGCAGGCUACCUGCUCCCCCGGCUACCAGCCCCUUCCUGUUCUUCACCCCCAGUUCUCCUCUGCCUCCUGUGCUCCUGUUUGGGACCGCCACACUCCUGGCACUGCAUUCCUGCUGGGGUCCCGCCUGCCCAGCUCCUGUCCCUUCACAGCUCUCAGCCUCCUGGCCACAAGGCUGCAGUGUAUAUAUUUUCUUGAUCUAUUUUUUAAUAAAAGCAAAAAGAGUA
Messenger RNA from Rattus norvegicus (Norway rat), 1753 nucleotides. RefSeq names its product transmembrane protein adipocyte associated 1 (gene Tpra1). Lineage: Eukaryota; Metazoa; Chordata; Mammalia; Rodentia; Muridae. Gene Ontology annotation, cellular component: membrane. The record is from RefSeq and is a predicted model, not a curated record.